UAGUGACUGCACAGGCAAAAAAAAUCACUUAUAUUUAGGGUGCAACUUGGAGGUAAAUAGGUGUUAGUUUUUUGUUUUAAUUGGCAAUGGUGCGCCCCCUUCUUCAGCCUCCCUGGGCAACUUCCCAAGUUGACCAAAUUAAAUCACCACUGGAUGUUACUGACUUUGUUGCUCAUCUGUUCUUGAAUUUCUUUACGUUGGGGCAUUAUCAGUUGCUUUUUGAGAUCUUUAAAAUCUUUUACCCUACAGCAACCAGGCCUAGAUGUGGCUGGUGUUGUUGAACCAUAAAACAAAGUUAAUCACAGUUAAUUCAUGACUUAACAAGGAGGUUAAUUACUUUUUCACACAGUGCCAGGCUGGUUUGGAAAGCUGUUUCUCUCCAACAGAUCCCAGGACCCGGUCAUCUCUGCAGCCGCAGCCACCUGGACUCUAAUUAUUAACACAGUGAGGCAGAAGGAAGAGGAGCUGACGGCUGGAGGCAGACUGAUAAAUGCACAGAGACAGAGGCAGAGAGUGGAUGGAUAAUAAGGUGGAGGGACGUGGACAGUUACCAGAGAAUCAAAUGGACAGGCAACAAGACAGGUGGACAAAUAAGGCCGUCAGAGGGACAGCUUUAAAGCACCUUCAGCCGGGUUCUGAUUGGCUUGUGAAUUUCUUUCUUUGAGCUGAAUUCAAACAUUUUCUCCAAGGAGUUGAAUAAAUCCAACCAAUACGUCAUCGUCCUCAUCCCGCUCCCGUUUUUUUCAUUAAUUUGAUUGGCACAAAGAGCGGAUGAGAGUAGGGGUUUGUGGUUGCCGUGGCAACGGACUGCUCUUUGUGAAAGGCUACGUUGCUGGCAUCUGAUGCGUCUGCGCUGCGAUCGAUAAACCCCCCACCCUACAGGGACUGAUGACCAGAGCGGACCGGGGCUUUCACCAGGGCCCGGCUCGGAGAACCGGGGAGAGAGCAGGAGCUGGGAGGAGGAUGUGCCGACAGGAGAACGGAGAGAUUAGAUGGAGAUAGGAGGAGGAGGAGAGGAAGACAGAGGGAGGUAUGGAGAUAAGAGCGGUGCAGCAGAUAGCAGGGCUCCUUCUGCCUCAUCUCGGCUAUUUUCUGACACUUUGCAAUCAAAGUAAGGGCUUGUUCGUGAUGGUGCUCUGUUUGCCAUGAUGGUGGGCAACGUGGGUAAAAGAGACAUGCACCACCCAGCCCAGCACCACUGCCACCUCCUCCUGGGCGGGGCCUUGCUGAUUGUCCUCACAAGCUCAGCUUUGAGCUGCCCUGCCCGAUGUGAGUGCUCUGCCCAAACCAAGUCUGUCAGCUGCCACCGCAAGCGCCUGCCCAGCAUCCCUGAAGGCGUACCCAUUGAGACACGCACUCUGGACCUCAGCAAGAACAAGCUACGCCUCAUCACAGCGUACAACUUCUCCUCCUUCCUGCAGCUGGAAGACCUUGAUCUCAGCGACAACCUUAUCAGUGUGCUCGAACCUGGCUGCUUUCACUCUAACCUUGCUCUCCGCUCGCUCAAUUUUCGCAGCAACCAGCUCAUGCUGGUUGCUAAGGGAGUGCUAUCAGGCUUGACGAAUCUCACCCACCUCGAUCUGAGCCACAACCGACUGGUGAUUCUCCUGGAUCAUGCCUUCCAGGAUCUGCACAGAUUGACAUUCCUGGAGGUUGGUAACAACCAACUGGUUUUCAUCUCUCAGCGGGCCUUCACGGGAUUACUUGGAAUUCAGAGUCUGACGUUAGAACGGUCCAAUCUGACUGUGGUUCCGACCGAUGCUUUGGCACAUCUGCACAAUCUCAUUGAGCUACACAUGCGCUUUCUGAGCAUUAGUUUUCUCAAACCUUUCUCCUUUAAGAGGCUAACUCGUCUCCGCCACCUGGACAUUGAUUUCUGGCCGUUGCUGGAAACUCUGCCUCCACUCUCACUGCAUGGCCUCAACCUGACAACCUUGUUCAUAACCAACACUAACUUGUCUGCCUUUCCUGGUGUAGCACUACGCAAUCUGCCCUACCUCACACACCUUAAUCUGUCCUACAGCCGCAUCCAGCACAUCCACCAAGGAGAGCUUGGUCACCUCCCUCAGCUGCAGGAGCUUCGCCUCCAAGGGGCUCAGCUACUUUCCAUUGAGCCCCUUGCAUUUGUGGGCCUUAAAUCCCUUCAGCUAUUGGAUGUGUCACAGAACCGCCUGGACUCUCUGGAGAGGGGGGUGUUUGCCUCAGCCGACACCCUGCAGAGGCUUUGUCUCGGUGGAAACCCACUUGUGUGUGACUGCAGGUUGCUUUGGCUUCUUAACAGCUACAAGCCUCCUUCUCUGCAGAUUCUAGACAUCCAGCCUGAGUGCAGUGCACCACAGCACCUCCUGGGCAGAACUCUCCGUGAUCUCAAGGAGCCUCUGGUGUCAAGGUACAUGACCUGCACCAAGCCACGGAUCGGACCCAACACAACACAGCUACUGAUGGCUAAUGAGGGUCAACCGGUGCAUCUGAGCUGCACGGCGGAGGGAGCGCCUCGGCCCUCUGUGGUCUGGAUUACACCUCAUAGACGCUACAUCACGACUAAAAGCAGCGGUAGGGUGGAGGUGCAACCAGACGGCACCCUGGAGAUCAAGGCUGCUGAGCUGCAUGACAGUGGUGUGUACUUGUGUGUUGCCAGUAACGCUGCUGGCAACGCCAGUCUGUCGGCAUCCUUAGCUGUGAAGAGCCUGGGCAUCGGGGACAGAUCUUACUAUAGCAACAGGAGCUCAAACUAUCUGACAGACUCUAACAGCACAUGGGGGAAUGGAACAGUGUUGUACAACAUGACAGUUCCUAUUGACAUGAAGACUAUACUUAUAUCUGCAGCUAUGGGCUGUCUGUCCUUCCUAGGUGUGGUCGUUUUCUGCUUCCUUCUUCUGUUUGCCUGGAGCCGGGGGAAAGGACGACAUAAGAGUAACUUCGAUAUCGAGUACGUCCCGCGGAAAUCCAAUGGGGCAGCUGCAGACGUGGCGGAAACAAGCGGCCCACGGCGAGUUAACAUGAAAAUGAUCUGAUGCUGAUAAAGACUAACACACAUAUCAGUCAAAAAACAAAAUGUUUUUGUUUGUUUUUUUAUGAAAAAGUGGAUUUGUGACAAACGAAAGUGAUGUACUGUUAUAGUGGAUGUGGAUAUGACGGUGGUCUAGUGAUAAAGUGGACUUGUGAAAUAUGAAACCGUGUUUAUAUGAAAUAAUGUUCUCAUACAGUACACUGAAUAUAAUGCUAUAACCAACAUAUCAAUAUGGGACUGAUAUAAUGCUGCACUAGGCGUGUGAUUCGGUGGAGAUGUGAAGAGUAAUGAUAUUGUUGAGUCAUGUGACAUCAAGGUGAAGGAGGGAGCUGCUAGGACAGACGGGGACAUCGCUGCGUGGCGGUACAGCUGUCAUCACUGCAACGUGUCACGACUAAAUUGUCUAGUACCCAUCUUAGCUGCAGUGUGAAAGAUGUGUGUGUGUGUGUGUGUUUCUUUGUGCAUGUGCACGCAUUGCCUUUCUCGUAUGGUGGAGCAGUUAAACUAAAUGUUGGGGUCCAAAGCAUUUUUUUCUUUUUUGUACCAACAGUAACGUCCCUGUUGAUUAAAACAGGUGUUUGUAUGCAAACCCAAAAUUAAUCUAUAUUGAAGAAAUGCUGCAUCAGUAGUAAAGUAGGUCAUUGCCCCACCAUCCUGCCCCUACCCCCCAAACAAAAGACUAAUGGGUUUUUUUCUGAACUUGAAAAGGUGUUUCUUGGCUGUACCUUUCAGGAAAACAUGCUUCUCCUGGUAAACAGUAGUGUCCGGGGUCUGUUUUUCAUCUGAACAAAAAGAGGAAAAACAUUUUCCAGCCACAGAAAGUGAUGUUAAACCCAUUUUAUUACAUAAUAAAUCAUGGGCCGAUUUUCCUGCCAGACAAAUCCUUCGAUAUAAUAUAAAAGAGUCGGUGGCCAGACACAGUGGCAAAGAUUUACGGGCUGGCAUCCUCUUUGGACCAGACCAAGCUGAGCUUUACAGAUUUAUGUGCUGACCCCCCCUCAGUGGUUCUUUGAUCGAAACAUUUAAAGUUGUCUAUAUCGCCCGCCCCCUUCCUAAAAGGCAGUUCUGAAUGUUGUAGUGGCUUGUUCCCGUUUUGUUUUGUUCUGUUUUUGUUGACAAUGUUUUUAAUGUUUAUGGUGGGAAAAAUAAGUACAACAUUUAAGGGCAACUCUUUGUAAUGCAGGGAGGUGGGUGUUAAUUUGUGUGAUCCUGUUGUGAUAAAAUGUUCAAGGUUGUAUAAUUGUUUUCAUAUGAGAAAUUUAUGGAUAUAUUUUCAAAAGGAAAUAAAUCUUAACCUUGCCCCUAAA
Molecule: messenger RNA, 4317 nt
Organism: Girardinichthys multiradiatus
Lineage: Eukaryota; Metazoa; Chordata; Actinopteri; Cyprinodontiformes; Goodeidae
Gene: lingo2b
Product: leucine rich repeat and Ig domain containing 2b
Exons: 2
Coding region: 1146-3014 (622 amino acids)
Cellular component (GO): plasma membrane
Molecular function (GO): protein binding
Source: RefSeq, a predicted model, not a curated record